Molecule: messenger RNA, 1038 nt
Organism: Purpureocillium takamizusanense
Lineage: Eukaryota; Fungi; Ascomycota; Sordariomycetes; Hypocreales; Ophiocordycipitaceae
Exons: 1
Coding region: 1-1038 (345 amino acids)
Molecular function (GO): oxidoreductase activity
Source: RefSeq, a predicted model, not a curated record
AUGGCCCAGAAAUACGCCAAAGACCAGCCCGCGGGCUUCACCAACCGCAUCACCCGCGUCGCCAUCGUCGGCGCCAGCGGCCAGGUAGGCCGCUACCUCACCGCAGCGCUGCUCUCCACGGGCCAGCACACCGUCACGGCCAUCACCCGCGUCGACAGCAAGUCCUCGCCCCCACCUGCGGGCGUGCAUGUCGCCAAGGUCGACUACUACAACGAGGAGUCCCUGGUCGACGCCCUCCGCGGGCAGCAGUUCCUCAUCAUCUCCAUGUCCGUCACCGCGCCGCGCGACUCCCAGGACAAGAUCAUCAAGGCCGCGGCCAAGGCCGGCGUCGCCUGGGUCAUGCCCAACUGCUACGGCACCGACAUCCGCAACGCGAAGCUCAAGGAGGAGAACCUCACCGGCCCCGCCGUGCUGGGCGGCAUCGUGGCCAUAGAGAAGGCGGGCGUCAGCUCUUGGGUCGCCAUGUGCUGCUCCUUCUGGUACGAGUUCUCCCUGUCCAUGGGCCCCGGCUGGUACGGCUUCGACUUUGCCAACAGGAAGGUCACCUUUACCGACGACGGCAAGACGCGCAUCAACACGAGCACCUGGGAGCAGUGCGGCCGCGCCGUCAAGGCCCUCCUCAGCCUCAAGGAGCUGCCAGACGAUGAGAACGACACGUCCCCCACGUUGUCCACCUGGCGCAACCAGCCGCUCUACAUCUCCAGCUUCCUCGUCUCCCAGCGAGACAUGCUUGACAGCGUGAACCGCGUCAUGGGCACAACCGACGCUGACUGGGAGAUUGAACACGAAGAGCACACCGCGCGCUACGCCCGCGGCAUGGACAUGUUCAAGAAGGGCUCUCACCUUGGUUUCGGAAUCUGCCUCUACACCCGGACCUUCUUCCCCAACGGCGAUGGCAACUUUGAGGCCAAGUACGGUCUGGCAAACGAUGCCCUGGGCCUGCCAAAGGAGGAUUUGGACCAGGCGACUAAGCGCGCCGUGGACAUUAUCAAGGGAGGGUUUGAGCGAAAGGCAGUUGAUGUCACCAUGUACAAAUAG